Pogoniulus pusillus (Red-fronted tinkerbird) is the source of this 2951-nucleotide messenger RNA. It is a transcript of the gene TRIM55, whose product is annotated as tripartite motif containing 55. NCBI's taxonomy places the organism in Eukaryota, Metazoa, Chordata, Aves, Piciformes, Lybiidae. The coding region runs from base 487 to 2037 and encodes 516 amino acids. Gene Ontology annotation, molecular function: ubiquitin protein ligase activity; zinc ion binding. Gene Ontology annotation, cellular component: cytoplasm. The transcript is spliced from 10 exons. Gene Ontology annotation, biological process: protein ubiquitination. The record is from RefSeq and is a predicted model, not a curated record.
GGGCAGGAGCCUGGAGCCUGCGGGCACACACAGCGCCCUCCUGCACCUCCUGGCUGUGUGCUCCCAGGGAGCGUUCCCUGGGCUGCGGGCUGGGGCCAGGCAGGCUGGAGCAGCCCUGGGCUCUCCAUCGCCCUGCCGAGAUAAGGAGGCACAGCCUGCGCCUGCGUAUCGCUCGCCCUCCUCCCCGGGGCGAAGGCCACCAUGUGUGAGUGAGCAGAGCCAGGGCCCCCAGCCCACCCCCUGUGCCACCUGUCCCAGGCCGUGCUGCUCUCACACGCUUAUAUGGGCAUGGCAGCAUGGCAGCCUCUGACGCGGCGCUGCUAAAAACAGCCUGGGCUGGCGCCGGCUCUGCCGUGAGCGAUGUCCUCUGGCCGCAGCCGCCCGCAGCGCCCCUGACCGCAGCGCUCCUGCCCGCAGCGCCGCCUUGGACUCCCUGCGGGGGAAGCUGCCCUGGAAGCCCCUCCGGGAGGCCCUGCUCCUGAGCCUAUGCCCCAGGAAAAGCUAGGGAUGAGCAGCUCCCUGAGCUACAAGUCCCUCUCCAAAGAGCAGCAGACCAUGGACAACCUGGAGAAGCAGCUGAUCUGCCCCAUCUGCCUGGAGAUGUUCACCAAGCCUGUGGUCAUCCUGCCCUGCCAGCACAACCUCUGCCGCAAGUGUGCCAGCGACAUCUUCCAGGCCUCCAACCCCUACCUGCCGACCAGGGGUGGCACAACCAUGGCAUCGGGAGGCCGCUUUCGCUGCCCCUCCUGCCGGCACGAAGUGGUGCUUGACCGGCACGGCGUCUACGGGCUGCAGAGGAACCUGCUGGUGGAGAACAUCAUUGACAUCUACAAGCAGGAGUCCACGAGACCUGAGAAGAAGUGUGACCAGCUGAUGUGUGAGGAGCACGAGGACGAGAGGAUCAAUAUCUACUGCCUGAACUGUGAAAUGCCCACCUGCUCCUUGUGCAAGGUCUUUGGUGCCCACAAGGACUGCCAGGUUGCUCCCCUCACAAACGUCUACCAGCAGCAGAAGUCCGAGCUGAGCGAUGGCAUCGCGGUCCUGGUGGGCAGCAACGACAGAAUGCAGGGCAUCGUCGCGCAGCUGGAGGAGACCUGCAAGACAGUGGAGGAGUGCUGCAGACGACAGAAGGAGCAGCUGUGUGAAAAAUUUGAUUAUCUCUACUCUGUGCUGGAAGAAAGGAAAAAUGAGAUGGCACAAAUCAUCACCAGGAGCCAGGAGGAGAAACUGGAGCACGUCCGCUCCCUGAUGAAGAAGUAUGGGGAUCACUUGGAAGCUGUGUCCAAGCUGGUGGAGUCAGGAAUCCAGUUCAUGGAAGAACCAGAAAUGGCUGUGUUCCUGCAGAAUGCCAAAACACUGCUGCAAAAGAUCACUGAAGCCUCUAAAGGAUUCCGGAUGGAGAAAAUAGAGGAUGGGUAUGAAAACAUGAACCAGUUCACAGUGAACCUCAGCAGAGAAGAGAAGAUCAUCCGGGAGAUCGACUUUGACAGAGAGUCAUCAGGAGAUGAAGAAGAGGAAGAAGUGGAGGAAGAAGGGGCUGAGAGAGCAUCACAGCCACCCCAGCAGGACCUCGAACCUCAGAGCGUGGUGGGAGAGCCCCAGGCUGACCCAGCUCCAGCGCCACUGCCCGCUGCCCCAGCUGGUCAGGAAGAGGUUGUGACACCGAGUGGCUCUCAACAGACCCCGGAGUCUGACACUCCAGUGCUGGCCACAGCAGAGCCCCUGGAUCCCCUCUUUUACCCUAGCUGGUACAAGGCUCAGCCGCGGCAGCCAGGCAGCCCCAGCGGCACCCCGGCGAGCGGGCUGGGCACAGCAGCGCCUCCUGCUGCCCUGCAGACUGGUGCCAAGAAGGCAGAAGCUCCAGCAGCAGCCGAGGAGAGCGCAGUGGGCAGCGGCAAGGAGGGUAAGGCCUCCGCCACCUCCAAGCCUGGUUCUGAAGCAUCUCCGCAAGGCCAGGCGGAGGAGCGCGCCGGCAGCGGCGAGGAGCCAGCUCGCCAUGUCUUCUCCUUCUCCUGGUUGAACUCCCUGAAUGAAUGAUGACUCACUCUGGCUGCCUUCUGCCUGCUGCUCCGUGCAGGGUCCACCGGGGCAGGCAGCCUGGCUGCACUCAGCAAAGGACCUGGACUGGAAAGGGACAUCUGAGCAGGUUUCAUUCCCAGGAACUCAGCUGACCUCCACCUCAUACCCAGCCCUUGAGAUGCCAGUCCUGAGAGGGGUGGGAGCAUGGGGACAAAGGACUGUAUUGUAGCCAGAGUGUUUGCCAGGAAUUUCUUGUUUCCAAGGGAAAAAUAGCAUCACUACAGCUGUGGGCUGAGCACUGUUAGUGUUUGUUACUCACUUUUUGGGCACGUCCCCGUGUAGGUGUAAAUGCUUCACCCGUGUUGGUAAAGUGCUGCUGUGAUACUCACUGGUAGCAUCCUUUGUCACAAGAGAGUUUCUCCUCGGUGCCCUCUCGUCGCUGCUGGUGGCCUCAGUGACACCAGCAUGCUCUUUGCACCCCCAACGUUGAGGUUGUCUCUCAGCACCUCCCUGCAGUCACUUGUCCCCAGGGUAUCGGUGCCUCCCCAGCUGCCCAAAUCACCUUUGUAUCUGAAAAGAAGCUCUGCCAGGCGCACUGAAGUGACACUCUGCAGGCUCUGUCACUGAGGGCAGGGUGGCAGCACCCAGUGGUGCCCAAGAGAGAUCUCAGGUUGCUGGGAGUGGUGGUGUCGAGGGGAGCAGGCAGCAAGCUCUGCGCUAGAGCUAAGCAGGGCUCUGUCCAGGAGCUCCUAGCCCUAUCCACACCCUGUUGGCGGGGGACUGUAGGGCUGCACUGGGCCGCAGCAGGACUGGUGAGCAGGCAGCACCUGGUCAGGAGACUGUAAAGGGUCAGGCUCAAUCCUGGCCACACUUCCCCACAGGGCUGAGUCACAACAGCCCUCAUUCAGAUUUCAUUCCUCUGGAAAAAUCCU